UCGACUCCUCCACUUAGCACGUCUCAAAGAAUGUCUGAUGGUAUGAAGAAAUCCCUCCUCUCGCUGAUGCUCCUCCUGAGCUGCUGCUCAACGCCGUGCUCCGGCUCCGGCGACGAGCCCGACGUCCGCUGCCUCAAGAGCUUCCUGCGAUCCGUGGUAGAUCCCGGCGGCGCACUGACAUCCUCGUGGAAUUUCGACAACACUACAAAGGGUUACAUAUGCGGAUUCACCGGCGUGGAGUGCUGGUCCGCCGACCAGCCCAAGGUCUGGUCGUUGCGCCUCAGCGGGCUGGGGCUCCAAGGCCCGUUCCCCCGGGGCCUGCGGGACUGCGCGAGCAUGACCGGCGCCCUCGACCUGUCGGGCAACAGCUUCGCCGGACCGGUCCCCGCGGACAUCUCGCUGCAGCUCCCGUUCGUGACGUCCCUGGACCUCUCAUACAACGGCUUCCGGGGGGCGAUCCCGCCGGGCAUGGGGAAGAUGGAGUUCCUCACCCACGUCGACCUUGGGCACAACCAGCUCAGCGGCCAGAUCCCGUUGGAGCUGUUCAGGCUUCCGUUUCUAGCUUCGAUGAAUGUCGCCGACAACUCGUUGUCCGGGCCUAUCCCGCCUUUUCUGCAGAGGUUUCCGGCGUCGUCCUUUGCCGGCAACGACGGGCUCUGUGGCGCUCCGUUGGAUCUUUGCCCCGCCUCCGCGAGCAGAGAGCAGAUCAGCGCCGGGUCGAGUGUCGGGGCGGCUGUCGGGUUCGUCCUGGGGUUUGUGGUGGCCUUCUACUUCCCGCAGUGGUUCGUCUUCUCCGGAAGGCUCCACCCCUACGUCUUCCGCUUUCUCUGAAGCUUCGUCCUUCAUGGGAUGCCAGGAAGACGAAUGUUUGAUUCCUUUGUGAGCUGAAUGCACACCUUCUUUCCCUUGCGUUCACAGUGACAGCAUCGGAGUAGUACGUACUCUCAGGCGGCACUGCUUGAAAAUACAAACCUGCAACACAUUCCAGGCCUAGUGUCUCAA
Messenger RNA from Hordeum vulgare subsp. vulgare (domesticated barley), 1002 nucleotides. Its product is annotated as probably inactive leucine-rich repeat receptor-like protein kinase At5g48380. Bases 31 to 831 code for a protein of 266 amino acids. Gene Ontology annotation, molecular function: protein binding. The transcript has a single exon. The record is from RefSeq and is a predicted model, not a curated record. Lineage: Eukaryota; Viridiplantae; Streptophyta; Magnoliopsida; Poales; Poaceae.